Molecule: messenger RNA, 18252 nt
Organism: Brassicogethes aeneus
Lineage: Eukaryota; Metazoa; Arthropoda; Insecta; Coleoptera; Nitidulidae
Source: the annotation of a GenBank genome assembly
GGUGACCAAGUUUAUUGUCCAACUUGUAAACAUGACGAAUGUAAUUCGGAACCGAUUCCUUACAGGCAGUGUAACAAAAAUAUCCCUUUACUUCCAUUUAAUAUAACUAUCAAUUACAACAGGGAUAGCCAUGAUACUUAUAAAUGCUUGGAUAUACAAUUUAAAGAAGAAAAUAAAAUUAAAAAUAUUAAACAAUGUUUAACUGCAAUAAAUGGAAAUAAAAUUUGCAAAGACAAUAAUAAAUACAUAAUAAACUGUGCACUAACUGAGCCAACCACUUUGAUCGAAUUAAAAAAGUAUAAAAGAACAGCAGAAUUAACUAAACCGACUAAAAGCAACACAUCAGAACCGACCUCUACAACAACUAUGGAACCGUCUACAAGUACCACAGCUGAGCCAUUCACCACUACUACUGAAAGCACAACAGCAGAACCGACCUCUACAACAACUAUGAAACCGUCUACAAGUACCACAGCUGAGCCAUCUACCACUACUACUGAAAGCACAACAGCAGAACCGACCUCUACGACAACUAUGGAACCGUCUACAAGUACCACAUCUGAGCCAUCUACCACUACUACUGAAAGCACAACAGCAGAACUGACCUCUACAACAACUAUAGAACCGUCUACAAGUACCACAGCUGAGCCAUCUACCACUACUACUGAAAGCACAACAGCAGAACCGACCUCUACAACAACUAUAGAACCGUCUACAAGUACCACAGCUGAGCCAUCUACCACUACUACUGAAAGCACAACAGCAGAAACGACUUCUACAACAAGUAUAGAACCGUCUACAAGUACCACAGCUGAGCCAUCUUCCUCUACAAGUGAAAGCACAACAGCAGAAACGACUUCCACAACAAGCAUAGAAUCGUCAACAAGCACCACAGCUGAGCCAUCUACCACUACUACUGAAAGCACAACAGCAGGACCAACCUCUACAACAACUAUAGAACCGUGUACAAGUACUACAGCUGAGCCAUCUACCACUACUACUGAAAGCACAACAGCAGAACCGACCUCUACAACAACUAUAGAACCGUCUACAAGUACCACAGCUGAGCCAUCUACCACUACUACUGAAAGCACAACAGCAGAACCGACCUCUACAACAACUAUAGAACCGUCUACAAGUACUACAGCUGAGCCAUCUUCCACUUCUACUGAAAGCACAACAGCAGAACCGACCUCUACAACAACUAUGGAGCCGUCUACAAGUACCACAGCUGAGCCAUCUACCACUACUACUGAAAGCACAACAGCAAAACCGACCUCUACAACAACUAUGGAACCGUCUACAAGUACCACAGCUGAGCCAUAUACCACUACUACUGAAAGCACAACAGCAGAACUGACCUCUACAACAACUAUGGAACCGUCCACAAGUACCACAGCUGAGCCUUCUACCACUACUACUGAAAGCACAACAGCAGAACCGACUUCUACAACAACUAUGGAACCAUCUACAAGUACCACAGCUGAGCCAUCUACUACUACUACUGAAAGCACAACAGCAGAACCGACCUCUACAACAACUAUGGAACCGUCUACAAGUACCACAGCUGAGCCAUCUACCACUACUACUGAAAGCACAAAAGCAGAACCAACCUCUACAACAACUAUAGAACCGUCUACAAGUACCACAGCUGAGCCAUCUACCACUACUACUGAAAGCACAACAGCAGAACCAACCUCUACAACAACUAUAGAACCGUCUACAAGUACCACAGCUGAGCCAUCUACCACUACUACUGAAAGCACAACAGCUAUGGAACCGUCUACAAGUACCACAGCUGAGCCAUCUACCACUACUACUGAAAGCACAACAGCAGAACCAACCUCUACAACAACUAUAGAACCGUCUACAAGUACUACAGCUGAGCCAUCUUCCACUUCUACUGAAAGCACAACAGCAGAACCGACCUCUACAACAACUAUGGAACCGUCUAGAAGUACCACAGCUGAGCCAUCUACCACUACUACUGAAAGCACAACAGUAGAACCGACCUCUACAACAACUAUGGAACCGUCUACAAGUACCACAGCUGAGCCAUCUACCACUACUACUGAAAGCACAAAAGCAGAACCAACCUCUACAACAACUAUAGAACCGUCUACAAGUACCACAGCUGAGCCAUCUACCACUACUACUGAAAGCACAACAGCAGAACCAACCUCUACAACAACUAUAGAACCGUCUACAAGUACCACAGCUGAGCCAUCCAACACUACUACUGAAAGCACAACAGCAGAACCGACCUCUACAACAACUAUGGAACCGUCUACAAGUACCACAGCUGAGCCAUCUACCACUACUACUGAAAGCACAACAGUAGAACCGACCUCUACAACAACUAUGGAACCGUCUACAAGUACCACAGCUGAGCCAUCUACCACUACUACUGAAAGCACAACAGCAGAACCAACCUCUACAACAACUAUGGAACCGUCUACAAGUACCACAGCUGAGCCAUCUACCACUACUACUGAAAGCACAAAAGCAGAACCAACCUCUACAACAACUAUAGAACCGUCUACAAGUACCACAGCUGAGCCAUCUACCACUACUACUGAAAGCACAACAGCAGAACCAACCUCUACAACAACUAUAGAACCGUCUACAAGUACCACAGCUGAGCCAUCCAACACUACUACUGAAAGCACAACAGCAGAACCGACCUCUACAACAACUAUGGAACCGUCUACAAGUACCACAGCUGAGCCAUCUACCACUACUACUGAAAGCACAACAGCUAUGGAACCGUCUACAAGUACCACAGCUGAGCCAUCUACCACUACUACUGAAAGCACAACAGCAGAACCGACCUCUACAACAACUAUGGAACCGUCUACAAGUACCACAGCUGAGCCAUCUACCACUACUACUGAAAGCACAACAGCUAUGGGACCGUCUACAAGUACCACAGCUGAGCCAUCUACCACUACUACUGAAAGCACAACAGCAGAACCAACCUCUACAACAACUAUAGAACCGUCUACAAGUACCACAGCUGAGCCAUCCAACACUACUACUGAAAGCACAACAGCAGAACCGACCUCUACAACAACUAUGGAACCGUCUACAAGUACCACAGCUGAGCCAUCUACCACUACUACUGAAAGCACAACAGCUAUGGGACCGUCUACAAGUACCACAGCUGAGCCAUCUACCACUACUACUGAAAGCACAACAGCAGAACCAACCUCUACAACAACUAUAGAACCGUCUACAAGUACCACAGCUGAGCCAUCCAACACUACUACUGAAAGCACAACAGCAGAACCGACCUCUACAACAACUAUGGAACCGUCUACAAGUACCACAGCUGAGCCAUCUACCACUACUACUGAAAGCACAACAGCUAUGGAACCGUCUACAAGUACCACAGCUGAGCCAUCUACCACUACUACUGAAAGCACAACAGCAGAACCGACCUCUACAACAACUAUGGAACCGUCUACAAGUACCACAGCUGAGCCAUCUACCACUACUACUGAAAGCACAACAGCUAUGGGACCGUCUACAAGUACCACAGCUGAGCCAUCUACCACUACUACUGAAAGCACAACAGCAGAACCAACCUCUACAACAACUAUAGAACCGUCUACAAGUACUACAGCUGAGCCAUCUACCACUACUACUGAAAGCACAACAGCAGAACCAACCUCUACAACAACUAUAGAACCGUCUACAAGUACCACAGCUGAGCCAUCUACCACUACUACUGAAAGCACAACAGCUAUGGGACCGUCUACAAGUACCACAGCUGAGCCAUCUACCACUACUACUGAAAGCACAACAGCAGAACCAACCUCUACAACAACUAUAGAACCGUCUACAAGUACCACAGCUGAGCCAUCUACCACUACUACUGAAAGCACAACAGCAGAACCGACCUCUACAACAACUAUGGAACCGUCUACAAGUACCACAGCUGAGCCAUCUACCACUACUACUGAAGGCACAACAGCAGAACCGACCUCUACAACAACUAUAGAACCGUCUACAAGUACCACAGCUGAGCCAUCUACCACUACUACUGAAAGCACAACAGCUAUGGGACCGUCUACAAGUACCACAGCUGAGCCAUCUACCACUACUACUGAAAGCACAACAGCAGAACCAACCUCUACAACAACUAUAGAACCGUCUACAAGUACUACAGCUGAGCCAUCUACCACUACUACUGAAAGCACAACAGCAGAAUCAACCUCUACAACAACUAUAGAACCGUCUACAAGUACCACAGCUGAGCCAUCUACCACUACUACUGAAAGCACAACAGCUAUGGGACCGUCUACAAGUACCACAGCUGAGCCAUCUACCACUACUACUGAAAGCACAACAGCAGAACCAACCUCUACAACAACUAUAGAACCGUCUACAAGUACCACAGCUGAGCCAUCUACCACUACUACUGAAAGCACAACAGCAGAACCGACCUCUACAACAACUAUGGAACCGUCUACAAGUACCACAGCUGAGCCAUCUACCACUACUACUGAAGGCACAACAGCAGAACCGACCUCUACAACAACUAUAGAACCGUCUACAAGUACCACAGCUGAGCCAUCUACCACUACUACUGAAAGCACAACAGCUAUGGGACCGUCUACAAGUACCACAGCUGAGCCAUCUACCACUACUACUGAAAGCACAACAGCAGAACCAACCUCUACAACAACUAUAGAACCGUCUACAAGUACCACAGCUGAGCCAUCUACCACGACUACUGAAAGCACAACAGCAGAACCAACCUCUACAACAACUAUAGAACCGUCUACAAGUACUACAGCUGAGCCAUCUUCCACUUCUACUGAAAGCACAACAGCAGAACCGACCUCUACAACAACUAUGGAACCGUCUAGAAGUACCACAGCUGAGCCAUCUACCACUACUACUGAAAGCACAACAGUAGAACCGACCUCUACAACAACUAUGGAACCGUCUACAAGUACUACAGCUGAGCCAUCUACCACUACUACUGAAAGCACAAAAGCAGAACCAACCUCUACAACAACUAUAGAACCGUCUACAAGUACCACAGCUGAGCUAUCUACCACUACUACUGAAAGCACAACAGCUAUGGGACCGUCUACAAGUACCACAGCUGAGCCAUCUACCACUACUACUGAAAGCACAACAGCAGAACCAACCUCUACAACAACUAUAGAACCGUCUACAAGUACCACAGCUGAGCCAUCUACCACUACUACUGAAAGCACAACAGCAGAACCGACCUCUACAACAACUAUGGAACCGUUUACAAGUACCACAGCUGAGCCAUCUACCACUACUACUGAAAGCACAACAGCAGAACCGACCUCUACAACAACUAUGGAACCGUCUACAAGUACCACAGCUGAGCCAUCUACCACUACUACUGAAAGCACAACAGCAGAACCGACCUCUACAACAACUAUGGAACCGUCUACAAGUACCACAGCUGAGCCAUCUACCACUACUACUGAAAGCACAACAGCAGAACCGACCUCUACAACAACUAUAGAACCGUCUACAAGUACCACAGCUGAGCCAUCUACCACUACUACUGAAAGCACAACAGCAGAACCAACCUCUACAACAACUAUAGAACCGUCUACAAGUACCACAGCUGAGCCAUCUACCACUACUACUGAAAGCACAACAGCAGAACCAACCUCUACAACUAUAGAACCGUCUACAAGUACCACAGCUGAGCCAUCUACCACUACUACUGAAAGCACAACAGCUAUGGAACCGUCUACAAGUACCACAGCUGAGCCAUCUACCACUACUACUGAAAGCACAACAGCAGAACCGACCUCUACAACAACUAUGGAACCGUCUACAAGUACCACAGCUGAGCCAUCUACCACUACUACUGAAAGCACAACAGCAGAACCGACCUCUACAACAACUAUAGAACCGUCUACAAGUACCACAGCUGAGCCAUCUACCACUACUACUGAAAGCACAACAGCAGAACCAACCUCUACAACAACUAUAGAACCGUCUACAAGUACCACAGCUGAGCCAUCUACCACUACUACUGAAAGCACAACAGCUAUGGAACCGUCUACAAGUACCACAGCUGAGCCAUCUACCACUACUACUGAAAGCACAACAGCAGAACCGACCUCUACAACAACUAUGGAACCGUCUACAAGUACCACAGCUGAGCCAUCUACCACUACUACUGAAAGCACAACAGCAGAACCAACCUCUACAACAACUAUAGAACCGUCUACAAGUACCACAGCUGAGCCAUCUACCACUACUACUGAAAGCACAACAGCUAUGGAACCGUCUACAAGUACCACAGCUGAGCCAUCUACCACUACUACUGAAAGCACAACAGCAGAACCGACCUCUACAACAACUAUGGAACCGUCUACAAGUACCACAGCUAAGCCAUCUACCACUACUACUGAAAGCACAACAGCUAUGGAACCGUCUACAAGUACCACAGCUGAGCCAUCUACCACUACUACUGAAAGCACAACAGCAGAACCAACCUCUACAACAACUAUAGAACCGUCUACAAGUACCACAGCUGAGCCAUCUACCACUACUACUGAAAGCACAACAGCUAUAGAACCGUCUACAAGUACCACAGCUGAGCCAUCUACCACUACUACUGAAAGCACAACAGCAGAACCAACCUCUACAACAACUAUAGAACCGUCUACAAGUACCACAGCUGAGCCAUCUACCACUACUACUGAAAGCACAACAGCUAUGGAACCGUCUACAAGUACCACAGCUGAGCCAUCUACCACUACUACUGAAAGCACAACAGCAGAACCGACCUCUACAACAACUAUGGAACCGUCUACAAGUACCACAGCUGAGCCAUCUACCACUACUACUGAAAGCACAACAGCUAUGGAACCGUCUACAAGUACCACAGCUGAGCCAUCUACCACUACUACUGAAAGCACAACAGCAGAACCAACCUCUACAACAACUAUAGAACCGUCUACAAGUACCACAGCUGAGCCAUCUACCACUACUACUGAAAGCACAACAGCAGAACCGACCUCUACAACAACUAUAGAACCGUCUACAAGUACCACAGCUGAGCCAUCUACCACUACUACUGAAAGCACAACAGCAGAACCAACCUCUACAACAACUAUAGAACCGUCUACAAGUACCACAGCUGAGCCAUCUACCACUACUACUGAAAGCACAACAGCAGAACCGACCUCUACAACAACUAUAGAACCGUCUACAAGUACCACAGCUGAGCCAUCUACCACUACUACUGAAAGCACAACAGCAGAACCAACCUCUACAACAACUAUAGAACCGUCUACAAGUACCACAGCUGAGCCAUCUACCACUACUACUGAAAGCACAACAGCAGAACCGACCUCUACAACAACUAUAGAACCGUCUACAAGUACCACAGCUGAGCCAUCUACCACUACUACUGAAAGCACAACAGCAGAACCAACCUCUACAACUAUAGAACCGUCUACAAGUACCACAGCUGAGCCAUCUACCACUACUACUGAAAGCACAACAGCUAUGGAACCGUCUACAAGUACCACAGCUGAGCCAUCUACCACUACUACUGAAAGCACAACAGCUAUGGAACCGUCUACAAGUACCACAGCUGAGCCAUCUACCACUACUACUGAAAGCACAACAGCUAUGGAACCGUCUACAAGUACCACAGCUGAGCCAUCUACCACUACUACUGAAAGCACAACAGCAGAACCGACCUCUACAACAACUAUGGAACCGUCUACAAGUACCACAGCUGAGCCAUCUACCACUACUACUGAAAGCACAACAGCAGAACCAACCUCUACAACAACUAUAGAACCGUCUACAAGUACCACAGCUGAGCCAUCUACCACUACUACUGAAAGCACAACAGCUAUGGAACCGUCUACAAGUACCACAGCUGAGCCAUCUACCACUACUACUGAAAGCACAACAGCAGAACCGACCUCUACAACAACUAUAGAAACGUCUACAAGUACCACAGCUGAGCCAUCUACCACUACUACUGAAAGCACAACAGCAGAACCAACCUCUACAACAACUAUAGAACCGUCUACAAGUACCACAGCUGAGCCAUCUACCACUACUACUGAAAGCACAACAGCUAUGGAACCGUCUACAAGUACCACAGCUGAGCCAUCUACCACUACUACUGAAAGCACAACAGCAGAACCGACCUCUACAACAACUAUAGAACCGUCUACAAGUACCACAGCUGAGCCAUCUACCACUACUACUGAAAGCACAACAGCAGAACCGACCUCUACAACAACUAUAGAAACGUCUACAAGUACCACAGAUGAGCCAUCUACCACUACUACUGAAAGCACAACAGCAGAACCGACCUCUACAACAACUAUGGAACCGUCUACAAGUACCACAGCUGAGCCAUCCACCACUACUACUAAAAGCACAACAGCAGAACCGACCUCUACAACAACUAUGGAACCGUCUACAAGUACCACAGCUGAGCCAUCUACCACUACUACUGAAAGCACAACAGCAGAACUGACCUCUACAACAACUAUUGAACCGUCUACAAGUACCACAGCUGAGCCAUCUACCACUACUACUGAAAGCACAACAGCAGAACCGACAUCUACAACAACUAUGGAACCGUCUACAAGUACCACAGCUGAGCCAUCUACCACUACUACUGAAAGCACAACAGUAGAACCGACCUCUACAACAACUAUGAAACCGUCUACAAGUACCACAGCUAAGCCAUCUACUACUAGUAUUGAAAGCACAACAGCAGAACUGACUUCUACAACAACUAUGGAACCGUCUACAAGUACCACAGCUGAGCCAUCUACUACUACUACUGAAAGCACAACAGCAGAACCGACCUCUACAACAACUAUAGAACCGUCUACAAGUACCACAGCUGAGCCAUCUACCACUACUACUGAAAGCACAACAGCAGAACCAACCUCUACAACAACUAUAGAACCGUCUACAAGUACCACAGCUGAGCCAUCUACCACUACUACUGAAAGCACAACAGCAGAACCGACCUCUACAACAACUAUAGAACCGUCUACAAGUACCACAGCUGAGCCAUCUACCACUACUACUGAAAGCACAACAGCAGAACCAACCUCUACAACUAUAGAACCGUCUACAAGUACCACAGCUGAGCCAUCUACCACUACUACUGAAAGCACAACAGCUAUGGAACCGUCUACAAGUACCACAGCUGAGCCAUCUACCACUACUACUGAAAGCACAACAGCAGAACCGACCUCUACAACAACUAUGGAACCGUCUACAAGUACCACAGCUGAGCCAUCUACCACUACUACUGAAAGCACAACAGCUAUGGAACCGUCUACAAGUACCACAGCUGAGCCAUCUACCACUACUACUGAAAGCACAACAGCUAUGGAACCGUCUACAAGUACCACAGCUGAGCCAUCUACCACUACUACUGAAAGCACAACAGCAGAACCGACCUCUACAACAACUAUGGAACCGUCUACAAGUACCACAGCUGAGCCAUCUACCACUACUACUGAAAGCACAACAGCAGAACCAACCUCUACAACAACUAUAGAACCGUCUACAAGUACCACAGCUGAGCCAUCUACCACUACUACUGAAAGCACAACAGCUAUGGAACCGUCUACAAGUACCACAGCUGAGCCAUCUACCACUACUACUGAAAGCACAACAGCAGAACCGACCUCUACAACAACUAUAGAAACGUCUACAAGUACCACAGCUGAGCCAUCUAACACUACUACUGAAAGCACAACAGCAGAACCAACCUCUACAACAACUAUAGAACCGUCUACAAGUACCACAGCUGAGCCAUCUACCACUACUACUGAAAGCACAACAGCUAUGGAACCGUCUACAAGUACCACAGCUGAGCCAUCUACCACUACUACUGAAAGCACAACAGCAGAACCGACCUCUACAACAACUAUAGAACCGUCUACAAGUACCACAGCUGAGCCAUCUACCACUACUACUGAAAGCACAACAGCAGAACCGACCUCUACAACAACUAUAGAAACGUCUACAAGUACCACAGAUGAGCCAUCUACCACUACUACUGAAAGCACAACAGCAGAACCGACCUCUACAACAACUAUGGAACCGUCUACAAGUACCACAGCUGAGCCAUCCACCACUACUACUAAAAGCACAACAGCAGAACCGACCUCUACAACAACUAUGGAACCGUCUACAAGUACCACAGCUGAGCCAUCUACCACUACUACUGAAAGCACAACAGCAGAACUGACCUCUACAACAACUAUUGAACCGUCUACAAGUACCACAGCUGAGCCAUCUACCACUACUACUGAAAGCACAACAGCAGAACCGACAUCUACAACAACUAUGGAACCGUCUACAAGUACCACAGCUGAGCCAUCUACCACUACUACUGAAAGCACAACAGUAGAACCGACCUCUACAACAACUAUGAAACCGUCUACAAGUACCACAGCUGAGCCAUCUACUACUAGUAUUGAAAGCACAACAGCAGAACUGACUUCUACAACAACUAUGGAACCGUCUACAAGUACCACAGCUGAGCCAUCUACUACUACUACUGAAAGCACAACAGCAGAACCGACUUCUACAACAACUAUGGAACCGUCUACAAGGACCACAGCUGAGCCAUCUACCACUACUACUAAAACAGCAGAACCAACCUCUACAACAACAGCAGAACCGACUUCUACAACAACUAUAGAACCGUCUACAAGUACCACAGCUGAGCCAUCUACCACUACUACUGAAAGCACAACAGCGGAACCGACCUCUACAACAACUAUAGAACCGUCUACAAGUACCACAGAUGAGCCAUCUACCACUACUACUGAAAGCACAACAGCAGAACCGACCUCUACAACAACUAUGAAACCGUCUACAAGUACCACAGCUGAGCCAUUUACCACUACUACUGAAAGCACAACAGCAGAACUGACCUCUACAACAACUAUUGAACCGUCUACAAGUACCACAGCUGAGCCAUCUACUACUAGUAUUGAAAGCACAACAGCAGAACCGACUUCUACAACAACUAUGGAACCGCCUACAAGUACCACAGCUGAGCCAUCUACCACUACUACUGAAAGCACAAAGGCAGAACCGACCUCUACAACAACUAUGGAACCGUCUACAAGUACUACAUCAGAGCCAUCUUCCACUUCUACUGAAAGCACAACAGCAGAACCGACCUCUACAACAACUAUGGAACCGUCUAGAAGUACCACAGCUGAGCCAUCUACCACUACUACUGAAAGCACAACAACAGAACCAACCUCUACAACAACAGCAGAACCGACCUCUACAACAAGUAUAGAACCGUCUACGAGUACCACGGUGAAGCCAUCUUCCAAUACAAGUGAAAGCACAACAGCAAAACCGACUUCUACAACAAGUAUAGAACCGUCUACGAGUACCACGGUGAAGCCAUCUUCCACUACAAGUGAAAGCACAACAGCAAAACCGACUUCUACAACAAGUAUAGAACCGUCUACAGGUACCACGGCUGAGCCAUCUUCCACUACAAGUACCACAGCUGAGCCAUCUUCCACUAUAAGUGAAAGCACAACAGCAGAAACGACUUCUACAACAAGUAUAGAACCGUCUACGAGUACCACGGCGAAGCCAUCUUCCACUACAAGUGAAAGCACAACAGCAAAACCGACUUCUACAACAAGUAUAGAACCGUCUACAGUUACCACGGCUGAGCCAUCUUCCACUACAAGUGAAAGCACAACAGCAAAACCGACUUCUACAACAAGUAUAGAACCGUCUACAGUUACCACGGCUGAGCCAUCUUUCACUACAAGUGAAAGCACAACAGCAAAACCGACUUCUACAACAAGUAUAGAACCGUCUACAGUUACCACGGCUGAGCCAUCUUUCACUACAAGUGAAAGCACAACAGCAAAACCGACUUCUACAACAAGUAUAGAACCGUCUACAGUUACCACGGCUGAGCCAUCUUCCACUACAAGUGAAAGCACAACAGCAAAACCGACUUCUACAACAAGUAUAGAACCGUCUACAGGUACCACGGCUGAGCCAUCUUUUACUACAAGUACCACAGCUGAGCCAUCUUCCACUAUAAGUGAAAGCACAACAGCAGAAACGACUUCUACAACAAGUAUAGAACCGUCUACGAGUACCACGGCGAAGCCAUCUUCCACUACAAGUGAAAGCACAACAGCAAAACCGACUUCUACAACAAGUAUAGAACCGUCUACAGUUACCACGGCUGAGCCAUCUUCCACUACAAGUGAAAGCACAACAGCAAAACCGACUUCUACAACAAGUAUAGAACCGUCUACAGUUACCACGGCUGAGCCAUCUUCCACUACAAGUGAAAGCACAACAGCAAAACCGACUUCUACAACAAGUAUAGAACCGUCUACAGUUACCACGGCUGAGCCAUCUUUCACUACAAGUGAAAGCACAACAGCAAAACCGACUUCUACAACAAGUAUAGAACCGUCUACAGUUACCACGGCUGAGCCAUCUUCCACUACAAGUGAAAGCACAACAGCAAAACCGACUUCUACAACAAGUAUAGAACCGUCUACAGUUACCACGGCUGAGCCAUCUUCCACUACAAGUGAAAGCACAACAGCAAAACCGACUUCUACAACAAGUAUAGAACCGUCUACAGUUACCACGGCUGAGCCAUCUUCCACUACAAGUGAAAGCACAACAGCAAAACCGACUUCUACAACAAGUAUAGAACCGUCUACAGUUACCACGGCUGAGCCAUCUUUCACUACAAGUGAAAGCACAACAGCAGAAACGACUUCUACAACAAGUAUAGAACCGUCUACGAGUACCACGGCUAAGCCAUCUUCCACUACAAGUGAAAGCACAACAGCAAAACCGAGUUCUACAACAAGUAUAGAACCGUAUACAGUUACCACGGCUGAGCCAUCUUCCACUACAAGUGCCACAGCUGAGCCAUCUUCCACUACAAGUGAAAGCACAACAGCAAAACCGACUUCUACAACAAGUAUAGAACCGUCUACAGUUACCACGGCUGAGCCAUCUUCCACUACAAGUGAAAGCACAACAGCAAAACCGACUUCUACAACAAGUAUAGAACCGUCUACAGUUACCACGGCUGAGCCAUCUUUCACUACAAGUGAAAGCACAACAGCAGAAACGACUUCUACAACAAGUAUAGAACCGUCUACGAGUACCACGGCUAAGCCAUCUUCCACUACAAUUACCACGGCUGAGCCAUCUUCCACUACAAGUGCCACAGCUGAGCCAUCUUCCACUACAAGUGAAAGCACAACAGCAAAACCGACUUCUACAACAAGUAUUGAACCGUCUACAGGUACGACGGCUGAGCCAUCUUCCACUACAAGUGAAAGCACAACAGCAAAACCGACUUCUACAACAAGUAUAGAACCGUCCACAGGUACCACGGCUGAGCCAUCUUCAACUACAAGUGAAAGCACAACAGCAAAACCGACUUCUACAACAAGUAUAGAACCGUCUACAGUUACCACGGCUGAGCCAUCUUUCACUACAAGUGAAAGCACAACAGCAAAACCGACUUCUACAACAAGUAUUGAACCGUCUACAGGUACGACGGCUGAGCCAUCUUCCACUACAAGUGAAGGCACAACAGCAAAACCGACUUCUACAACAAGUAUAGAACCGUCCACAGGUACCACGGCUGAGCCAUCUUCCACUACAAGUGAAAGCACAACAGCAAAACCGACUUCUACAACAAGUAUAGAACCGUCUACAGGUACGACGGCUGAGCCAUCUUCAACUACAAGUGAAAGCACAACAGCAAAACCGACUUCUACAACAAGUAUAGAACCGUCUACAGUUACCACGGCUGAGCCAUCUUUCACUACAAGUGAAAGCACAACAGCAAAACCGACUUCUACAACAAGUAUAGAACCGUCUACAGGUACCACGGCUAAGCCAUCUUCCACUACAAGUGAAAGCACAACAGAAAAACCGACUUCUACAACAAGUAUAGAACCGUCUACAGUUACCACGGCUGAGCCAUCUUUCACUACAAGUGAAAGCACAACAGCAAAACCGACUUCUACAACAAGUAUAGAACCGUCUACAGGUACGACGGCUGAGCCAUCUUCAACUACAAGUGAAAGCACAACAGCAAAACCGACUUCUACAACAAGUAUAGAACCGUCUACAGUUACCACGGCUGAGCCAUCUUCCACUACAAGUGAAAGCACAACAGCAAAACCGAUUUCUACAACAAGUAUAGGACCGGCAACAAUUACCACAGCUGAGCCAUCUUCCGCUACAACUGAAAGCACAACAGCAAAACCGACUUCUACAACAAGUAUAGGACCGGCAACAAGUACCACAGCUGAGCCAUCUUCCGCUACAACUGAAAGCACAACAGCAAAACCGACUUCUACAACAAGUAUAGAACCGUCUACAGUUACCACGGCUGAGCCAUCUUUCACUACAAGUGAAAGCACAACAGCAAAACCGACUUCUACAACAAGUAUAGAACCGUCUACAGGUACCACGGCUGAGCCAUCUUCCACUACAAGUGAAAGCACAACAGCAAAACCGACUUCUACAACAAGUAUAGAACCGUCUACAAGUACCACGGCUAAGCCAUCUUCCACUACAAGUGAAAGCACAACAGAAAAACCGACUUCUACAACAAGUAUAGAACCGUCUACAGUUACCACGGCUGAGCCAUCUUUCACUACAAGUGAAAGCACAACAGCAAAACCGACUUCUACAACAAGUAUAGAACCGUCUACAGGUACGACGGCUGAGCCAUCUUCAACUACAAGUGAAAGCACAACAGCAAAACCGACUUCUACAACAAGUAUAGAACCGUCUACAGUUACCACGGCUGAGCCAUCUUCCACUACAAGUGAAAGCACAACAGCAAAACCGACUUCUACAACAAGUAUAGGACCGGCAACAAUUACCACAGCUGAGCCAUCUUCCGCUACAACUGAAAGCACAACAGCAAAACCGACUUCUACAACAAGUAUAGGACCGGCAACAAGUACCACAGCUGAGCCAUCUUCCGCUACAACUGAAAGCACAACAGCAAAACCGACUUCUACAACAAGUAUAGGACCGGCAACAAGUACCACAGCUGAGCCAUCUUCCGCUACAACUGAAAGCACAACAGCAAAACCGACUUCUACAACAAGUAUAGGACCGGCAACAAGUACCACAGCUGAACCAUCUUCUGCUACAACUGAAAGCACAACAGCAAAACUGACUUCUACAACAAGUAUAGGACCGGCAACAAGUACCACAGCUGAGCCAUCUUCCGCUACAACUGAAAGCACAACAGCAAAACCGACUUCUACAACAAGUAUAGGACCGGCAACAAGUACCACAGCUGAACCAUCUUCCGCCACAACUGAAAGCACAACAGCAAAACGGACUUCUACAACAAGUAUAGGACCGGCAACAAGUACCACAGCUGAGCCAUCUUCCGCUAGAACUGAAAGCACAACAGCAAAACCGACUUCUACAACAAGUAUAGGACCGGCAACAAGUACCACAGCUGAGCCAUCUUCCGCUAGAACUGAAAGCACAACAGCAAAACCGACUUCUACAACAAGUAUAGGACCGGCAACAAGUACCACAGCUGAGCCAUCUUCCGCUACAACUGAAAGCACAACAGCAAAACCGACUUCUACAACAAGACCGGCAACAAGUACCACAGCUGAACCAUCUUCUGCUACAACUGAAAGCACAACAGCAAAACUGACUUCUACAACAAGUAUAGGACCGGCAACAAGUACCACAGCUGAGCCAUCUUCCGCUACAACUGAAAGCACAACAGCAAAACCGACUUCUACAACAAGUAUAGGACCGGCAACAAGUACCACAGCUGAACCAUCUUCCGCCACAACUGAAAGCACAAACAGCAAAACGGACUUCUACAACAAUAUAGGACCGGCAACAAGUACCACAGCUGAGCCAUCUUCCGCUAGAACUGAAAGCACAACAGCAAAACCGACUUCUACAACAAGUAUAGGACCGGCAACAAGUACCACAGCUGAGCCAUCUUCCGCUACAACUGAAAGCACAACAGCAAAACCGACUUCUACAACAAGUAUAGGACCGGCAACAAGUACCACAGCUGAGCCAUCUUCCGCUACAACUGAAAGCACAACAGCAAAACCGACUUCUACAACAAGUAUAGGACCGGCAACAAGUACCACAGCUGAGCCAUCUUCCGCUACAACUGAAAGCACAACAGCAAAACCGACUUCUACAACAAGUAUAGGACCGGCAACAAGUACCACAGCUGAGCCAUCUUCCGCUACAACUGAAAGCACAACAGCAAAACCGACUUCUACAACAAGUAUAGGACCGGCAACAAGUACCACAGCUGAGCCAUCUUCCGCUACAACUGAAAGCACAACAGCAAAACCGACUUCUACAACAAGUAUAGGACCGUCAACAAGUACCACAGCUGAGCCAUCUUCCGCUAGAACUGAAAGCACAACAGCAAAACCGACUUCUACAACAAGUAUAGAACCGUCUACAGGUACCACCGCUGAGCCAUCUUCCACUACAAGUGAAAGCACAACAGCAAAACCGACUUCUACAACAAGUAUAGGACCGGCAACAAGUACCACAGCUGAGCCAUCUUCCGCUAGAACUGAAAGCACAACAGCAAAACCGACUUCUACAACAAGUAUAGGACCGGCAACAAGUACCACAGCUGAGCCAUCUUCCGCUACAACUGAAAGCACAACAGCAAAACCGACUUCUACAACAAGUAUAGGACCGGCAACAAGUACCACAGCUGAGCCAUCUUCCGCUACAACUGAAAGCACAACAGCAAAACCGACUUCUACAACAAGUAUAGGACCGGCAACAAGUACCACAGCUGAGCCAUCUUCCGCUACAACUGAAAGCACAACAGCAAAACCGACUUCUACAACAAGUAUAGGACCGGCAACAAGUACCACAGCUGAGCCAUCUUCCGCUACAACUGAAAGCACAACAGCAAAACCGACUUCUACAACAAGUAUAGGACCGUCAACAAGUACCACAGCUGAGCCAUCUUCCGCUACAACUGAAAGCACAACAGCAAAACCGACUUCUACAACAAGUAUAGGACCGGCAACAAGUACCACAGCUGAGCCAUCUUCCGCUAGAACUGAAAGCACAACAGCAAAACCGACUUCUACAACAAGUAUAGGACCGGCAACAAGUACCACAGCUGAGCCAUCUUCCGCUACAAGUGAAAGCACAACAGCAGAAACGACUUCUACAACAAGUAUAGGACCGGCAACAAGUACCACAGCUGAGCCAUCUUCCGCUACAACUGAAAGCACAACAGCAAAACCGACUUCUACAACAAGUAUAGGACCGGCAACAAGUACCACAGCUGAGUCAUCUUCCACUACAAGUGAAAGCACAACAGCAGAAACGACUUCUACAACAAGUAUGGAACCGUCUACAAGUACCACAGCUGAGCCAUCGAGUGAAAGCACAACGGCAGAAACGACUUCUACAACAAGUAUAGAAUCGUCUACAAGUACCACAGCUGAGUCAUCUUCCACUACAAGUGAAAGCACAACAGCAGAAAUGACUUCUACAACAAGUAUAGAAUCGUCAACAAGUACCACGGCUGAGCCAUCUUCCACUACUACUGAAAGCACAACAGCAGAAACGACUUCUACAACAAGUAUAGUACCGUCUACAAGUACCACAGCUGAGUCAUCUUCCCCUACAAGUGAAAGCACAACAGCAGAAACGACUUCUACAACAAGUAUACAAUCCUCAACAAGUACCACAGCUGAGCCAUCUUCCACUACAAGUGAAAGCACAACAGCAGAAACGACUUCUACAACAAGUAUAGAAUCCUCAACAAGUACCACAGCUGAGUCAUCUUCCACUACAAGUGAAAGCACAACAGCAGAAACGACUUCUACAACAAGUAUAGAAUCCUCAACAAGUACCACAGCUGAGCCAUCUUCCACUUCAAGUGAAAGCACAACAGCAGAAACGACUUCUACAACAAGUAUAGAAUCCUCAACAAGUACCACAGCUGAGCCAUCUUCCACUUCAAGUGAAAGCACAACAGCAGAAACGACUUCUACAACAACUGUAAAACCUUCCACAAGUACUACAACUAAUGCAACAACAACUGCUUCGAACACAACACCAAAUGAUUCAGAUCCUAUUGGUCCACUGUUUCCAGAUGGUGCUUCCACAAAUGUUAUUUCUAUUACGAGCAUUGCGGUUCUUUUAAUUCACUUUAUUAUAUAA